Messenger RNA from Ahaetulla prasina, 3719 nucleotides. RefSeq lists its product as uncharacterized. The coding region runs from base 560 to 3280 and encodes 906 amino acids. The transcript is spliced from 21 exons. The record is from RefSeq and is a predicted model, not a curated record. NCBI's taxonomy places the organism in Eukaryota, Metazoa, Chordata, Lepidosauria, Squamata, Colubridae.
GGUCAAGACUGAAGAAAGCCAAGUCAAGCCAGCCCGCGCCUGCCACCUUUUGGAGGGACAGCAAACUGCUAUAAUUUAAAGUAGUCACUCUUCUGAGCUACUCUCCUUUGCAUUUUAUUUAUUUAUUUAUUUUGUCAAACACGACAAUAUAUAUAAAUAUAAGCAUGAAAUAACCACACAAAAUGAAUACAAUCAAAGGGAACAUUAGGACAGGAACGGUAGGCACCCUGGUGCUCAGUGUAACUUAUUGCAUUGUCAGUCCUAUGCAGCAAUAAGACUACUACUACUAAGGAUAUGAAAGUUACUGAGCAGUUAAAUGAAAACAUACCUCCUGUGGCCCGCUGGAGCUCCCUAUGUUUACCUGAUAGGAAAUUCUAUGAUGAAGUUUAGAUCCGGGAAGCCGCGUUUAGGAUUGCAGCUCGAGGUCCCUUCGGACCUGAGAUGUUGAUCCAGACUGCAGAAUUCCGAAAAUCCACCAGAGGGCAGCAAUGAGGAAGAGGAUUGUUUCGAUUCCUUGCCAUCCAGCGUUAAUCCGGAGUUUGCAACCCAACAGCUCCCCAUGAGAGCAACAUCGUCCUCUGAUGAAUGCAAACUUUUUCUCCUCGUUGUCCUUGUCCCCAGAACGUGGCUCCAGUUUGUUUCUCUAGCAGAUCAGGUGGAAGUGGAAUGUCUAGGUAGCCUUGCAAAACUCAAGUUGAAUCCGAGUUAUUUCCAGAACAAGUAUGUCGUUUUUGCUGCCCUGGAUCGGUUUGGCAGAGCUUGGUCGAUUGAUGAGGUCCAGGCUAUGAAAUGUGGCUAUACCGUCUUCCAGGAUGCUUGGGGGAACAUCGAGUUCCGGGCCUCCUUGAUUGGCUGCUACACUCACAUAGUGGAUGAUCAGCAGUUCACAUUAACCAUACAAAUCCAGGUAGCAACAAACCCAGAGAUGCACACUGCAGCUUUGCUUAAUGUCCCUGUGAGUUGCUCGUAUGGCCCAUGGCAGUCCAGGGAAAUUGUCUGUGAGACAAACUAUAUGGAGGUCUCAGCAACAAGAAAUGUUCCCAGAAUCUCAGAUGGUUUUCUUCAAGAUCAGCCUGAAGACUGGGCAUCUGCUUUCUCAGAGGUCAAAACUGGAGCUCCCUCCAUUUGGCAAAUAGUCUUUCACAUGGGCUCUGAGAAGAGGUCGAUGCUGGUUGAAGAAGCUCAAGCUGCCGGUUAUGGGAUUAACAUGACAGAGACCAGGAUCGUGUUGCGAGCUCCCUACAGUACAUCUGAAGCUCAGAAAGUGGAAAUCAGUGGGAUCCCUUUUUCUUCUGUGAGAGCGAGUACCUACUACAAGCAGCAUGUGCUGCUCUUCAUAGUCGACACUGCCGUGGCCUGCCCUAUAGAUGGUAUAACCUACACCGAAGAAACAAUCACUUGGACUAUCCCAAAGCACAUUUUUCCUCUUCUAAUUAAAGCUGGUACAAUCAAAGAAUUGCACGUAGAGAUGGGGGUCGACUUAUACAAACUGUCAACUCAGGAUGUAAAAAGCCGAGGUUACAUGCUGGCCAGUAACAAGGAUGCCAUUAUAGUAAAGAUACCCAUUGGUGCACUGGGUGGUAACUACAAGAGUCACGUGGUUGAUGGAAAACUGAUGAUCACCUACACAAUCAACAUCUUUGUGGAGCAUUUGUGGGAAGAAGAAAAGAGAGGUACUACGAAGCAUCUUAUGCUGAAGAAGAUCAUCACACCUUUGCAGCAGGCACCUAUCAGGAUUACAGACUAUACAAAGAUAAAUCUCAUGCUCUUCAAUGCAACGGUUGGCUCCUUCUUGCCAGAUGUAGACCUGGUUGGUGUGACAGUGGGUCAUUCGGGGCCCUUGCCGUUGCCUAAGGCUGAGAAAUGGGGCUGCAAGAUCAUUGAAAUCAAACACCCCAACGGUAACAAAGAUUAUCUUGUGCAGAUAUCAUUCGAUAGUCCUGGAGUUGAGAAGGAGUAUGUGCCAGAACACUUUCGAAAUUAUACUACCAACCCUGUAUUGCAAUUCAUUGUGAUUCCUCAGGCAGAAAUCUUUGAAGUCCCAGUUCCCCUGUCUGCCUUGGUGAGGGAUGCAGUGCUGCCCCGUGCAGAAGGAUUCUGUGAUAAUGAAGCCCUCUAUUUAGUGGUGAAACGUGGCAACGUGGACCAGAAUUGGUUGCCCUUUGUAGGAAACACACCCCUAACCCAAGAGACUGCACAGACCCUUGAAUAUGGAUUGCAGGCCAAUCAAACUCAUCUGGUCCUGAGAGUGCCAAAGCUCGCCACUCAUGUGUUCCUUGAGGAAAUAAACCCCUUCGGGAUUGUGUCCACCUUCCAGUUGCAAUUUAAGGACCAUCUCAGUCAAACAGAAAUGAUUGAAUUUACCAUUUCCUGCAGCUUCUCUCUGAAAGAUCUAAUUGACUGCCAGCCUAACGGCACAAUUGUAGUCUCUGCUCGGACGUUGUUUGGCAUGCCAGACUUGGACCUCUCCAAUUUAGUGCUGAGAGACAAACGCUGCAAACCAGCUUCUGUGACAAAGGCAGGAGCAGUCUUCCUCUUCAGUGUAAACUCUUGUGGCACAACUCGCAAGUUUGAAAACACCAUCAUGACUUAUGAAAAUGAGGUCCUGUAUUUCCUCCCAGGCCAAGCAACGCCUGUUUACCAGUUGAAAUGUGCUUGCCAGUACUUCAUUGGAAAUACGCUGCUGUUCCAGUAUAUCCCUGCACAAGCACCAUCACCGACCAUACUGCCUGGGACUGGACGACUGGAACUUGCCCUUAACAUGGCCAGAGACCAGUCCUAUGGUGAUUUCUAUCAACGCACCGAGUAUCCAGUAAUCCGUUACCUGCGAGAGCCUCUCUACUUUCAGGUAGAACUUCUUCACAGCCAAGAUCCACAACUGGAGUUGUUUCUGGAGAACUGCUGGGCUACUGCAAAAUCUGACAGGAACAGUCUUCCACAGUGGCACAUAGUGAUUGACAGUUGUGAGAAUACAGCAGAUUCACAUCAGACCAUAUUCCAUGAUGUCCCCAACACUUCUGUCCGAUUCCCUACACACCUGAAGAGGUUUGAAGUGAAAAUGUUUACAUUUGUGGUGAAUAAUCAAGCUGUUCAAGGACAGAUCUACAUCCACUGUAGCGCAGUAAUCUGUGAUUCCACCCAGCUAUCUUCUGAUGCCCUUUGCAUCAGGUCCUGUAUUCCCAGAAAGCAAAGAACAGGCCGGAGCACUGAUUCCUUGAAUGAUAUCCAGGGCUACGUUUCAUCUGGAGCAAUUGUGAUAGGAAGGCGGAAUGAUUCCUGAACAUCUUAUAAAAAGACUGGAAUGGUGGCAAGAUGUAAUUUUUGAAGUAUUUAUUUCUAAGAGUUGCAGCUGUGUAUUAUGUAAUAAAAAGCCUACAAUAGGUAUAUUUGGAUAUCUUUGUGUUUUGUGUAAAUUUCUAGAGCAGUUUUAUUCAAACUUUUAGGGAUAGCGGGCACGUGUGGAAGUUUAGGGUUCUGAGGUCAUAAAACAUUGGUUGCAAGAAUACUUUUGUAAUGAUUAGUCACAAAAUACUCAUUUUAUAGAAAGGCAAACUAGUGAGGCUACAAAAUCUGAACACAUAAGAGGUGAAGAUCUGAUCUUGAACAUAUUCUAAAUUUCCCUUGCUUUAAGGCUUCCUGGUUUCCAUGAAAUGAAGUUGUAUCAAGCGUGCUCUGUUACAGGGAAAACCCAUCCUAAGUGAUGUGGGCUGUUACAGCAA